Melopsittacus undulatus (budgerigar) is the source of this 3037-nucleotide messenger RNA. RefSeq names its product peroxisome proliferator activated receptor delta (gene PPARD). Gene Ontology annotation, molecular function: nuclear receptor activity; RNA polymerase II cis-regulatory region sequence-specific DNA binding; DNA-binding transcription repressor activity, RNA polymerase II-specific. NCBI's taxonomy places the organism in Eukaryota, Metazoa, Chordata, Aves, Psittaciformes, Psittaculidae. Gene Ontology annotation, cellular component: nucleus. Bases 245 to 1576 code for a protein of 443 amino acids. The transcript has 8 exons. Gene Ontology annotation, biological process: negative regulation of cholesterol storage; hormone-mediated signaling pathway; negative regulation of transcription by RNA polymerase II. The record is from RefSeq and is a predicted model, not a curated record.
GGGGGGGUGGCCGUGAGGGGAGCGGGUUCGGGCCCGGCCGGGUCCGGCGGCGGAGAUUGCUUCAGUCUUCAGCUCUCUAUGCUGACAUGGUAACUGAAGAGUGGCUUUCAGCGACAGACAGACAGGGGACAGCGGCUCCGGAGAGGCUAACAGGAACAGCCUGGUAGGGUCUAUCUCGAACAGACGCGGAUGAUGCCAGAGCUAUGACAGCGAUUGCAGUCUUGGCACUGAGGGGUGAUCAAUUAUGGAACAACUACAGGAGGAAGUACCUGAGGUCAGGGAAGAGGAGGAGGAAGAGGAAGAGGCAGUGAUGGUGGCAGGCGGAGCCUCAGACACAAGUGGAGGACCAGACAGCUCGCUGCCUUCGAGCAGCUACACAGACCUCUCGCAGAGCUCCUCUCCCUCCCUGUCGGACCAACUGCAGAUGGGCUGCGAGGAGGCAGCUUUGGGAGCGCUCAGCGUGGAGUGCAGGGUCUGCGGAGACAGAGCCUCGGGGUUUCACUAUGGUGUCCAUGCCUGCGAGGGCUGCAAGGGUUUCUUCCGCCGGACGAUCCGCAUGAAGCUGGAGUAUGAGAAGUGCAAGAGGAGCUGCAAGAUUCAGAAGAAGAACAGGAACAAGUGCCAGUACUGCCGCUUCCAGAAAUGCCUCUCGCUGGGAAUGUCACAUAAUGCAAUCCGCUUUGGCCGCAUGCCCGAGGCAGAGAAGAGGAAGCUGGUGGCAGGACUGACAGCCAGUGAGAUCAGCUGCCAGAACCCGCAGGUGGCCGACCUCAAGGCGUUCUCCAAGCACAUCUACAAUGCCUACCUGAAGAACUUCAACAUGACCAAAAAGAAGGCGAGAGGUAUCUUGACCGGGAAGGCCAGCAGCACCCCACAGCCUUUUGUGAUCCAUGACAUGGACACCUUGUGGCAGGCAGAAAAAGGGCUGGUGUGGAAGCAGCUGGUGAACGGCAUCCCCCCCUACAAGGAGAUUGGGGUGCACGUCUUCUACCGCUGCCAGUGCACCACAGUGGAGACUGUGCGGGAGCUCACCGAGUUUGCCAAGAGCAUCCCCAGCUUCAUAGGCCUCUACUUGAAUGACCAAGUGACUCUGCUGAAAUACGGGGUGCAUGAGGCCAUCUUUGCCAUGCUGGCCUCUAUCAUGAACAAGGAUGGGCUCUUGGUGGCCAAUGGGAAUGGCUUUGUGACCCGGGAGUUCCUGCGUAGCCUGCGCAAGCCCUUCAACGAGAUCAUGGAGCCCAAGUUUGAGUUUGCAGUGAAGUUCAAUGCGCUGGAGCUGGAUGACAGUGACCUGUCCCUGUUUGUGGCUGCCAUCAUCCUGUGCGGAGACCGCCCUGGCCUGAUGAACGUGAAGCAAGUGGAGGAGAUCCAGGAUAACAUCCUGCGGGCGCUGGAGUUCCACCUGCAGUCCAACCACCCGGAUGCCCAGUACCUGUUCCCCAAGCUGCUGCAGAAGAUGGCAGACCUGCGGCAGCUGGUGACAGAGCACGCCCAGCUCGUGCAGAAGAUCAAGAAGACAGAGACUGAGACGUCUCUGCACCCUCUUCUGCAGGAGAUCUACAAGGACAUGUACUAAGGACCUGUUAUUUAUGCAAAUGAAGCCAUGAUUCCCAUCAAAACUCUUUGUACAGAAACAAAGAAAACCUUUUCCCCCACGUCUUCCAUUUCUUCUACUGGACACUUUUCUACGUGACCCUGACGUACGGUACAUAGGGUGAGAUGCCAUCAGCCACCUCCUGCUAGGCCAGGGGCUCCCGUUAACACACUAACAAAUGUACAAAGGCAAAUCAUAAGCUACAGUUUCCGUUACUACAGCCCAGCUCUUCAGCUGCUCCUUGGAGCAACCACACGGUUUACAUGGGGGGGGUUCCAGCAGUCUGGGGAUGGUGGGAGAUGUUGUGGUCUUCAGGACACCCGAGUGUGGUACAGGUAUCUGCUGGGGCCAGCCACAGCUGACAAUGUGGCUUGAUCUUUGUGUUGCACUCCAAAGGUGUGGUCCUGAGCCAUGAGGGACAGUGUAAUGAAAGGAUGUUUCUCCCUAUCCCAAAGAAAAGCCAGAGUGUUUGAAGGUGGGUGCUGUGGUCCUAGCAGAGACCUUCAGCUGCUGCCCCUUCCCUGAGUGUGGCGUGUUCCUGUCUCCCAGAUGAUUGUGUGAUCUCUGCCUUCCCUUGCUCCUGGUGCUGCUCCUUCAAAGGGAUCCUGCUCCUCAGCCCUCUGUGUGAGAUGGAGGGAUGAGGAGGUGGGUUUGGCUCAUCAGAAUCCACCUUCAGAGCAGAGGAUGGAGUCCUGCAGGGAUAGCCUGUGCAAGGCCUGGGGCUGCUCAGGGUGAGGUGCAGGGCUUCUGGCUUCUGCAGCCCCUUCCCCAGCCUGGGGGCUGUGCAGCAGAGCUCCCUGUCAGUACCCGAGCAAGCAAAGCCUUCAGAAACACCAGUAAGGGGAGAGCCACAGCCAGCCCAAAGUGCUUGUGAUGCUGAAAGGGCAUUGACCUGUUAACUGCCCUGCCUCAGUUUCCCCUCUCUGAAAGGGCGCUGGAUUGUCCCUUCUCUGCCCGCAGCAGGAGCACAAGGAUGAGGUGGUGUUGGUUGCAAAGAGCUUUGGAGCUCUAAACCAGUAGAAAUGCCAAGGAUUUAUAAACAGGGAGACCAAGGGUGGGUAGCCCAUGAUGAACAGGAGCUUCCUGACCCCCAGGAAGGGCUCAGUCCCUCUCGGGACCUGCCCACCUGCAGCUUGUGGUCCCAUAUGUCCUGAGCAGCCUUAUUGUGAUCCUGAUAUUCCCAAGGAGGGGUUGUGGGAGCAAAUCAGUCGGUUUUAUUUCAUUUUCCUCCUCUUCAGGGUAGCAGAUUUCCCUGGUGCAAUAAUUCCUUUAAAACCCCAAGAGUUGCUCUGGGUGUCCCCUCCUGUAUCCCAGGGCUGGCUGGCCCCAAAGCUGCCCCUGCUGCUGCCCCCCAGCUCCUGUCGUGCCUCAGUUUCCCUUUCCCCUCCCUACCUCACAGGGGGGUUAUGAAUGACCGUUUCUAAAGCACUUUGAAGCCCUCUG